This is a messenger RNA of Melospiza georgiana, 679 nucleotides long. Its product is annotated as interferon alpha-2-like. Gene Ontology annotation, molecular function: type I interferon receptor binding; cytokine activity. Bases 34 to 588 code for a protein of 184 amino acids. The record is from RefSeq and is a predicted model, not a curated record. NCBI's taxonomy places the organism in Eukaryota, Metazoa, Chordata, Aves, Passeriformes, Passerellidae. Gene Ontology annotation, cellular component: extracellular region. The transcript is spliced from 2 exons. Gene Ontology annotation, biological process: response to exogenous dsRNA; natural killer cell activation involved in immune response; B cell differentiation.
AGGAAAGGAGGAACAUUAGAGCUUGUCCUUAUCAUGAAUGCUUUUGGCUUGAUCCAGAUUGGCCUCAUACUGUCAAGCACCACCAUCAUCUCCAGCCCUCAGUGCAACCACCUCCCUCUGCAGCAAAGAAAAGUGAUCGAGAACAGCCUGCGCCUCUUGGAUAAAAUGGGAAAAGAGUUUCCCCAACAAUGUCUAAGAGACAAAAUGUCCUUCAGAUUUCCUACGCAGGUUCUGCAGCCCAGGCAGAAAGAGACUGUUGGAGUUGCCAUUGAAGAGAUCCUCCAACAUAUCUUCUACAUCUUCAGCAAAAAUCUGACCCUAGCUGCUUGGGAUCAAACAGUACUGGAUCAGUUCCAAAACGCACUUUAUCUGCAAAUUGAGCAAUUGGAGGCAUGUGUAAUCGAAAAACACACCCAACACUGCUGGAGUAAAGAAGUCAGCAGGCUGAAAUUGAAAAAGUACUUCCGAAAAAUAGACUGCUUUCUUAAAGAUAAACAACACGACCUCUGCUCUUGGGAGAUCAGCCGUGCAGAAAUGAGGAGAUGUCUCCAACUGAUUGAUAAGGUGACAAGGAAGCUUAAAAACUAAGGGUGUCCAUACUCCCCUCUCUACCAUUCAUGGAUGCAAGGUAAAGAAGAGAUGGCAGACAUGGAUCUCAUGGAUAAAGCCGAAAUACCAG